Molecule: messenger RNA, 1854 nt
Organism: Prorocentrum cordatum
Lineage: Eukaryota; Dinophyceae; Prorocentrales; Prorocentraceae
Source: the annotation of a GenBank genome assembly
GCUGCUAUGUUUUCUUCCCCGGGUGGGACGGCAAUGAUGUCACAGCGCGCCUUGCUCAGGAUACGUCCUGAUAGCUCCAGAGCGACUCCAGAGCAUCUGGCGGCCUUCGAAGAUGAAGAGGAGAAAAGGAACAGACGUCAACUGUUGGCGCUCCGCGCGGAUCUCUUGGUGCGCCGGAACCCCCCCCGCAGGCGCGCGGAGUGCGCCAGGGGCGGCGCCUGGGCCCAGCGCGGAUCCAAGAAAUGCGCGCGGAGCGCCACAGGUUUCGGCUCGUGGCGAUCUGUCUUCCUCCAUCCUCGGCGCUGAACAAAACGGCGGUGCGCUCCCGGCGCGCUGCGGGGCCCGGGCCGCUUGUGGGCGGGCCCCCGUCUGGGACGCAGCGGCUCGGGGGACAGAUGGGGGUGAGGAUGAAGCGGAGGAUCAGCAGCGGCACGCUCCUCCUGGGGGGAGCAGCAGCAGACGGGGCCAGGAAGGGGAGGAGGAGGAAGGGGAGGAGGUGGAAGGUGCAAGUGGAAAAGGCUCCGAGAGGAUGACAGCCUGCACCAUUGCUGUUCGCGAAUUAGGGUGCAGCCGGGCAGCGAGAUCCUCGGGGAUCGCCCAAGGGUGUGAGCCAGCGGCGGGGGAGAGGAAGGAAACGGGACUGGGAAGGACAUCCUUGCAAACUGGCGGGAGGGGCGUGAAGAUGGCGGCGAGGAAGUCCCAGGCGAGAGCGCGAUGAUCUCAUUUGCGGCAGAGCGACAUUUAAUCAAGUCGCCAGUAAGUGUCAUGCGAUAUUCAAUUCUACCUGGCUUUGCAAGUGGACGGACUGCGCGGGGCAAGUCGCGUGCAGAAAACAUGCCGGGGCGCGGGGGCGUGCAGGUGGAGUCCACCGGCGCAGCCAGUGGCGAAGAGAUGACUACCUCACUCACUCGCUCGCUUUCGCACUCACUCACUCUUCGCACUUAACUCCAACUAUGCGCGAACGUUCACUACACUGACUCUGCUUGCUGCAGCAACUAUGACCGUGCAGCUCUGGCCCACGAAGCAAGAGGCAGGAGAGGCAUCCAGGGCGGGUCAUCUGGCGCAGUCGACAGUGUCAUGGAUCCCAGAUCCCCCCUUCUGAAAGCCAGCGGAAUGGCGGAAGCCUCUAGGAAAAUCCAACAUCACGUUACACUUGUGACUCACUGCCAUCUGACAGCGCUCCAUCGAGUGCUUUUGCCAUUAAUGCUGCAAGGCGCGGUGCAGCUUCGGAGACACUCCAUCGAUGGUCACCGUGGCUCAGAGCCUCAUGAAAUGCUGCCUGGGCAGCUGCAUCAGCUCGCCAUUUUGAGGACAAGAUCACAAGCACCGUUGUGGCCAAGACUGUCGUAACGGUAUACCUCAGAGCAUCACCCUGAACAUGAGCAUAAAUGUACGUCGCCAUCGCACCGAAGAAGGUAUAGCAGGACACGAAGACUGCCUGCCUCGCCAUCUCGCGCGUCUUCUUUUGGGGCAGAAUGAAAUACUCCAUUAUGAUACUGUCUCUGUCGUCGGACAGGAUGUAUGUCUGCAAGCGGCGAAUGUGGUAGUACUGGUUCACCAUGAUUGUCGUACCAAUGCCCGAGCAGGCAAUACUCACGACGAUCUGCAGGCAGAAAGCCCAGCGGAACGCCUCCUGCUCGAGGAAGCUCUCGCGGUCUUCUGGGCUCACCUCGAACCAGACUGUCACGGUGGAUCCGAAAAUGAGUGCGGAGACGAUGGCGAGUGAGCUGUAACUGUCGGCUGAAUUCCAAUCACACUGCAUCGUGAAUGUAAAAUUUGGAAGGCCGUGUGCGCACGCACGCGGACACCGUGCAGCUCUUCCUAAAGACUCCGCUUGGGCUCAAAUGGCCACCU